CCGAAGGGCGGGCGGUCUCGCUUCCUGCCCUGCACGGGAACCGAUGGAGGGCGCGGAGGAGGGGGCGGCGGUGCGGUGCCCGGUGUGCCUGCGGGAGCUGCCGGGCGCGCUCAUCAACUCGCACCUGGACCGCUGCCUGCAGGCAGGGCAGGGCGAUGCGGAGCGGGGCUGCUCGCCCCCUCCCAAGAAGCCGCGCCUCGCCGCCGCCGUCCCAUCGGGGGAGACCCCCUCGGCGGCCGCCCCCGUCUUCUCCCUCUUCCAUAAGAGCCGCGGAGGCGGCGGGCAGAGCCCCGGAGCCCCCGGCGAGAAGCCGGAGGAGGGCGGCGGGGGGGCAGCGCUGCGCGGGGCCAGCCUGGCGCAGAAGCUGGAGGGAAAGCCCCUGGCUGACAGGCUGCGGCCGGACACGCUGAGGGACUACGUGGGGCAGGAGCGGGUGCUGGGAGCCCAGACCCUGCUGCGGUCCCUGCUGGAGUCCCACGAAAUCCCCUCCCUCAUCCUCUGGGGGCCGCCGGGAUGCGGCAAGACCACCCUGGCACACAUCAUAGCCAACAGCAGCAAAAAGACUGGGACAAGGUUUGUGACGCUGUCAGCCACGAGUGCCAAGACAAAUGAUGUUCGAGAUGUCAUCAGUCAAGCCCAGAAUGAAAAAAGACUCUUCAAGAGAAAAACCAUUCUCUUUAUCGACGAGAUCCAUCGUUUCAACAAAUCCCAGCAGGACACUUUCCUUCCUCACGUUGAGUGUGGGACCGUGACUCUGAUAGGGGCGACAACAGAAAACCCGUCCUUCCAAGUCAAUGCUGCUCUCCUGAGCCGAUGCCGGGUGAUCGUGCUGGAGAAGCUCUCGGUGGAGGCGAUGGAAGCGAUUCUGAUGCGGGCCGUCAGGUCCUUAGGGGUCCAGGUUUUGGGCAAAGCCGACCAGCACGACAGCUCUGCAACUGGCAGCAGCAGCGAGAGCUCGGAAUUCCCCGUGUACAUAGAGGAGAAGGCUCUAAGUACCCUAGCCUACCUUUGUGAUGGUGAUGCAAGGACUGGAUUGAACGGACUUCAGUUAGCAGUUCAGGCCAGGCUGGCAGCAGGGAAGACCACUCCUGUGAGUACUGCCAAAGGAUGCUCUGUUGAUGGAGUUCUGAUAACAGAAGAACAUGUAAAGGAAGGUCUACAACGAUCUCACAUCCUGUAUGACCGAGCAGGAGAAGAACAUUACAAUUGCAUCUCUGCCCUGCAUAAGUCUAUGAGAGGCUCAGAUGAAAAUGCUUCCCUUUACUGGCUUGCUCGAAUGCUUGAGGGUGGUGAGGAUCCACUCUACGUGGCGAGGAGGCUGGUAAGAUUUGCAAGUGAAGAUAUAGGACUGGCAGAUCCUUUGGCUUUAACGCAAGCAGUUGCUGCCUAUCAAGGUUGUCACUUCAUUGGAAUGCCAGAAUGUGAGGUCAUUCUAGCACAAUGUGUAGUGUAUUUUGCAAGAGCACCAAAGUCUAUAGAGGUGUACAAGGCUUACAACAAUGUGAAAGAAUGUCUGAGAAUGCACACAGGACCUCUACCACCUGUUCCACUGCACCUGAGAAAUGCCCCAACAAGGCUUAUGAAGAACUUGGGCUAUGGUAAAGGCUAUAAAUAUAAUCCCAUGUACAAGGAACCUGUAGAACAGGACUAUCUCCCAGAAGAGCUGAAAGGAAUGGACUUCUUUAAGGAACAAAAAACAUGAUGCGCUUGCUCUGAAUGUUUUUCAUUUUAUGAUUUAUAAAUGUAUAUUGGGAUGAAAAUUCCCUGUAUAGUUUCAGCCCUGUAUUCCUGUGGCUGAAAGUAUGAAAGCACUGAGCCUCUGAGAUACUUCUCAUUUUACUGCUGUUAUUCUAAAGUAGUUUUGUAAACAAUUCCACUUAAGCAAUAUGGAAAUGCAAAAGUAAACUUAGCCAAUAUAGUACUGUCAUCCUCUGGUUCAAAUUUAAUAGUGCAAAACAAUGAGGCUUGUAUUUUUUACUCUUGCUGAGAGACAAGGAAUAUUAUCAUGCUGCUUUUUAAAAUCAGUAUCCAUUUCAAAAUUUUAGAAUGUUUAUUUUCAAAAAAAAAAAUUGUACCUCCCCAUUAAAAUAUUAUAAGCAAAAUAUAAUUACACUGUAAUUCUUUUGUGAUGUUCCAGAGAAAUUUUGUACAACAACAUUUAUUAAACCAAUAAAGUUGUUGAAAAGUGU
This is a messenger RNA of Anas platyrhynchos (mallard), 2189 nucleotides long. RefSeq names its product WRN helicase interacting protein 1 (gene WRNIP1). Gene Ontology annotation, cellular component: nucleus. Gene Ontology annotation, molecular function: enzyme activator activity; single-stranded DNA helicase activity; ATP hydrolysis activity. The record is from RefSeq and is a predicted model, not a curated record. Gene Ontology annotation, biological process: DNA-templated DNA replication; DNA repair; DNA synthesis involved in DNA repair. NCBI's taxonomy places the organism in Eukaryota, Metazoa, Chordata, Aves, Anseriformes, Anatidae.